AUGCGCACCAAAGUAGAUGAAGAAAUAGACAGAUUGUUGAAAGAAGGAGUAAUCUCACCUGUUAAACAUGCAGAAUGGGCAGCACCAGUGGUUCCAAUAUUGAAGCCUGUUGGGACAGUAAGGCUACGUGGAGACUACAAGCUCACUGUAAAUACAGUUUCCUCACUUGAACAAUACCCCAUACCCCGAAUGGAAGAUCUAUUUGCAGCACUGACAGGAGGAAAACAGUUCACAAAGUUGGACAUGAGUCAUGCAUACCAGCAAAUACUCAUGGAUGAUGAAUCAAAGAAAUACUUAACAGUGAAUACGCACAGAGGCUUAUUCACAUACAACAGACUGCCUUUUGGAGUAGCAUCAGCCCCAGCUAUAUUUCAGAGGACAAUGGAAGGUCUCCUGCGAGGCAUUCCUUUCGUGGCAGUGUAUUUAGAUGACAUCCUGGUGAGCGGUGUGGAUGAGGAAGACCAUCUGCAGAACCUCGAAACAGUGUUGGCAAAGCUGGAGGAGGCAGGAUUGCGUCUGAGAAGGAGCAAGUGCACUUUCCUGGAAGAGGAAGUGGAAUAUCUGGGACAUCGAGUGGACGCACAGGGACUUCACCCUGUGGAAAAGAAAGUCAAAGCCAUCAUGGAGGCUCCCAACCCCACACAUGUUACUGAACUCAAGUCGUACUUAGGCAUUCCACAGAUGGGUUCCCCUAGAGUUCAGAGAUGGGCGGUGCACCUGAGUGCCUAUGAGUAUCACAUUGUGUACAAACCAGGAAAGAACAACGCUAAUGCGGACGCAUUAAGCAGACUGCCGCUGUCGGAAGAUGUGCGAGAGAGUGAGACCGCAGAACAAGUGCUCAUGAUUGAUCUUCUGGAUGACACACUCGUGGACACAGCCAAAAUAAAACACUGGACAGCUAAGGAUGUAAUAUUGUCUCAAGUUCAUGGUUAUGUCUUGUCGGGAUGGCCGUCAGAGACUGAGGCUCCUCUCAAGCCGUAUCAUCAGAGGAGAGAGGAACUGAGUGUGAUGGAUGGCUGCGUGCACUGGGGAGCCAGAGUCAUCGCACCAAACAAAGAUAAAGCUGUGCCCGAGAGAAAGCCAGAAAUGGUGGCUUCCCCUCCUCAUGAGGAUGUCGCGAGACCAGCGCAACACGCCAGCUCAGACAAGCCUCUCGACUUUUCGACUCUCCCACGUCACCUGUCCCCAGAGGAGUUCCUCCAAGUGUUCGGCAUGACUGUGGAGGAUUUUGACCGGCUGGCUCUGUGGAAGAAAAAUGAUCUCAAGAAACAGGCCCGACUGUUUUAA
This is a messenger RNA of Gymnodraco acuticeps, 1287 nucleotides long. RefSeq lists its product as uncharacterized. The transcript has 4 exons. Gene Ontology annotation, biological process: cytoskeleton organization. The coding region runs from base 1 to 1287 and encodes 428 amino acids. The record is from RefSeq and is a predicted model, not a curated record. Gene Ontology annotation, molecular function: actin binding. Lineage: Eukaryota; Metazoa; Chordata; Actinopteri; Perciformes; Bathydraconidae.